AAUUCAAGAUUUAUAGCUUAUAUGGAAAAACAUCGUAUAUAUGAAUUAUUUUACGAAAUGGCAACACAAUUGAUGAUUCAAAAGCCCGACGAUCAUCUUGUAUUUAUGAAACAAUACCUUUAUCUUGCUGCAAAAAGACUUGAUAUUUCUAAUAUUAUCCUUAUUGCACCUGAAAGCUUUGAUAGAAUGGCAUUAGCCAAAGUUCUUCAGGAAGAAUUAGGUAUACAUUCUUUGACCCUGAAAGAUCUUCGUAACGCUUGCAGUCAGCAGGAUGAUGGUUGUCGUUGCGACGAAUCGAAAGAUCUUGCAUGUGCAAUGAAAAAGAUUUUGGAGAGCGGUGUUUUGCAUGAAAGCGGAUGGCUAUUGAUUGAUUUUCCAAGAACGAAGAAAGAAGCACAAAUAUUUCAGCGCAUGGGAAUAAUACCUACGCAUGUGAUACAGCUUAUAAUUUCGAGCGAAUCUGAAAACUGGGAAAAUAUUUGUACGGACACCAAUUGUCGACAAACUCGUCAACAGACGAACACUUCGAAAAAUUCAAAAAAUCGUCGUUACUUAAAAAAUUUGCGAGGUUUACGGGAAGUAUAUGCGCAUUAUUUAAUCGAAGUCGAAGUAGGUAUUAGAUCCAUGGAUGAACUUGGAAAAGAUUGCGCGAAACUAGCAAAAGUAAAGAAACAUUGUGGAGCACCGUCACUUUUGCGCAUUGCACUUAUUGGAUCUAGAGGAUCUGGUUGCACCACAUUAGCUAAAUACUUGGCCGAACGAUUCAAUCUCGUUCAUGUCGAUUACGAUUACAUCGUAGAACAGGUACGUUUACAACAAAAUUCUUUGGGUAAAAUGCUUCGAUUGUUCGAGUGUAAAUGGGGAGAGAGACCCAAACCUGAAAUUAGAAUUCAAAUCGUUGAAAAAUAUAUAUCCGAGUAUGAGUGUUUGAAGAAAGGCUGGAUCUUGACCGGGUAUCCUAAAACAGUAGAAGAUUUCAAAUUGUUGGAUUUGAACCCUACCCCUCCAAAUAGAGUAAUAUUUGUGGAAGUAAAUGGCGAUAUCUGCAGAGAAAGAUUGCUCAAUCGUCGAUACAACAUUGUCACUGGAAGCAAGCACAAUUUAUCGACAACAAAUUAUAUCGACGACGAAGAUUGUACAUUAGGUAUACAUCCUAAAGAUUUCAGAUUGAACGUCGAACGAGAUCUGCAAGAGUACGAAGAAAACGUGACUGAUAUGAUGCAAUAUGUAGGCGAAUCAGCUAUAAAAAUCGAUGGAAACGAAGAGGAAAAGAACGUUCGAGAAAAAGUAGAAGCGAGUAUAAUACGUCCAGCUCCACCCUGGCAUUCAAGGAUACCGAAACCUUCAUCUGCGGUCGAUCCAAUGACUAUUGAAUUUGAACCUGAUGAUGAACCUGAUCGAAGCGUGUUUGACAAUAUACGACCCCCUGAACCUACAUAUACCUUUAUCUAA
Molecule: messenger RNA, 1452 nt
Organism: Eufriesea mexicana
Lineage: Eukaryota; Metazoa; Arthropoda; Insecta; Hymenoptera; Apidae
Product: adenylate kinase 8
Exons: 11
Coding region: 22-1452 (476 amino acids)
Biological process (GO): nucleobase-containing compound metabolic process
Molecular function (GO): ATP binding; nucleobase-containing compound kinase activity
Source: RefSeq, a predicted model, not a curated record